AUGUCCUCGGAUUCAUCACCUGCAACCGCGCAAAAGCCCACAGUGACUGUGGAUUCGGAUACCAUUAGCAAUCCAGCAUCUGGCUUUCGCAAAGGUUCCGCCUUCUGGCUGACAUUCAUCGCAAUCUUGGUCUGCUCCUUCGUCAGUGCACUUGACCUCACUGCUAUCUCUAUCGCCCUUCGAACGAUCACCGACUCCCUGAAUGGCGGGGACAAGUUCGUAUGGGUCGGCUCCGCUUAUGGCCUCGCUAGUGCCGCAAGCCUACCCCUAUCUGGUCGCCUCGCCGACACCUUUGGGAGGCGACCUGUCAUGCUUGCCUCGGUCGGCCUCUUCUUCCUAGGGAGCGCGCUCUCUGGCGCGUCCCAGAGCAUGGAUAUGCUCAUCGGGGCACGAACGGUACAGGGCAUCGGUAGUGGAGGAAUUUGGAACCUUUCUGAGAUCAUCGUGUCCGACCUCGUUCCGCUGUUAGAGCGGGGGAUGUUUAUGGGUAUCAUCUCUGGCGUCUGGGAUUGGCCCCCCGAUUGUGAGUCGCUUGUUGGCGCCGCCUUUGCUCAGGCGAAUGCGUGGCGUUGGAUAUUAUAUCUCAAUCUUCCCCUCACCGGCAUCGCAUUCGUUCUCGUACUUCUGUUCCUACGCGUGCGCAUGCCCCCGGGUACAAUCGGCGACAAACUGGCACAUCUCGACACUAUAGGAAAUCUGAUUAUCAUCGCCGGCACGACAGUCGCCCUCAUCGGUCUUACCUGGGGAGGGGUUGCGUACAAGUGGACAAGCCCCCAUACACUGGCUACCCUCGUCAUCGGCUUUGUCUUCAUAGGCAUGUUUUUCGUGUAUGAACGAUUAGUUCCUAACGAACCCAGUAUCCCUUGGGAAGUCGUCAGCGACAGGACUACCCUCGCAGCGUACAUCGGAACAUUCUUCCACGGCCUAACGAGUACCGCCGUGUUUUACUACCUUCCCACAUACUUUCAGGCUUGUAGGGGCUCUUCCCCACUCCGGUCCAGCGUUGAGCUUCUGCCUAUAACACUUGUCAUCGCUCCCUUCGCCUUCUUUCUUCUUCUUCUAGAUCCCGUUUCCCAGAAAUACCGAUGGGUGAACGUCCUCGGAUGGGCUUGCCUCGUCGUGGGCUUUGGAUUGCUCUCGCUAUUAGAUCAGAGCACAUCGACUGGAAAGUGGGUUGGCUACCAGAUCGUAGCCGCGGCAGGCCUUGGGUUCUUAUACACAGCAAUGGUCUUCCCCGCCCUCGCUCCGCUUCCCGUCUCGCGCACCGCCUCUGCGCUAGCCUUCUCCUCCUUCUCGCGCACCUUCGCCCAGACCUGGGGCGUCACCAUCGGUUCGACCAUCCUCCAGAACCGCCUGGACAAGACGCUCCCCGCGCAGUUCGGCGCGCAGUUCCCGUCUGGGGUACAGAUCGCGUACGCCGCAAUCCCCGUCAUCGACAACCUCGAGGACCCGCUGCGCUCCGAGGUGCGCGACGCGUUCGCGAAGAGCCUACGCGUCGUGUGGUUGGCGAUGAUCGUGAUGAGCGGCGCGGGGCUGUUGUCGGUCGGGCUGAUGAGGGAGGUGCCGAUGCAGAAGACGACGGACGGGACGUACGGGCUGGACGCGAUUUCCCAUCCGCCGUUGCCGGAUGCAGAGAAACACGGUGGGGCGGGGGUCUCGGAGAGCGCGGCCACGCAACGGACGGAGCCUGAAGUUUCUGAGCAAUAA
This is a messenger RNA of Dichomitus squalens LYAD-421 SS1, 1707 nucleotides long. RefSeq names its product iron permease. The record is from RefSeq and is a predicted model, not a curated record. Lineage: Eukaryota; Fungi; Basidiomycota; Agaricomycetes; Polyporales; Polyporaceae. The transcript has 9 exons. The coding region runs from base 1 to 1707 and encodes 568 amino acids. Gene Ontology annotation, biological process: transmembrane transport. Gene Ontology annotation, molecular function: transmembrane transporter activity.